AUGGCCCGCCUCUUCACGUCGCUCCACCUCCCGGGGGGCGCGGCCUGGCUGGACGAGUACAUGGACGAGGCGUCGACGGCUCUGCGACGUGUGCCGCGCGCUACGGCUCGGUGCCACCGCCGUCGAGGGCUACGCUGGCAGCGCCGCCUAGCUCGCCUCGCUACUCAUGCAGGCACCCUCGAGCCCCCACCUCUCGAGACAGCGUGUGCAGGCGCGAGGCCAUGGCGCUCAAGGAGGAGAACCGCGCGCUGGUGGAGACGCUGCGGGGAGGCGCUGGCGCUGCGCCUCAGCGAGGGCGUCCCCGCCGACGCCAAGCUGGGCGGCUUCAACGGCUUUCGUGGCGUGCUGUGCGCCACCCGGAUGCUCACCUCCUUCCUGCUCACGCUCCUCUUGUGGGGCAUGCUCCACUAA
Messenger RNA from Miscanthus lutarioriparius, 411 nucleotides. Lineage: Eukaryota; Viridiplantae; Streptophyta; Magnoliopsida; Poales; Poaceae. The record is from the annotation of a GenBank genome assembly.